AUGGCGGCCGAUGUGUUUGGUGAUUCGAGUUUAUUCUCUGAAUUCGAGAAAGACAGAGAAACUGAGAGGUUCUUGGAUAAUUGCGAGGUGGAGGAGCUAGCACAAGUACCCGAGGAUGCCAACCAAGAUGAGGAAAUGGCUGAUGAAGGCGACGAUAGCUCAGAAUCGGACCCGGAAGGCCAAAUUUGUGACCAAGAAAAUGCGAAAACGAAAGUAGAAUCAACUGAAGCAUUCCAUUCUUUGUCGACAGAGAACGUUUCCCAGCAUAAGUUGAUGUUUGAACGCAAUAAAUAUUUGAGUUUUGCUAAGAUGAUCGAUACAACUCGCCAUGUUCCUGAUGAAGAACCACCUGCAAUUCAGAUUCUGUACCAAAAUAGCAACUUCUCCAGAAAGCACCGGGCUGAGGUAGAACUUUUCAUCCAGCAUUUGAUGGAAAGAGAUAGACAAGAAGAAUAUGAAAAUGGACGCAUAUUUCUACCAAAACUAAACCUCAAAGCUUCAACGCCAACGGCAGUGGACAUCAACAGCGAAACGAACUGCAGAAAUGUGGGACGCCCAUGCCAUUAUUGGGAAUGCCCAGUUUCACGAAGGAUUCAUGGUGGAUUCCAGAGGUUGGCCUAUCACUCCCAACUGUCAGCAACAAGAACUUAUCAUGGACUUGAUCUUAUUUGAAAAACUAUUCGAGGUGCCUCUACCAGUUGAUGAAGCUGAUUUAUCAGUAGUUAAAAGAGAAAAGAGAAAGAAGGCAGCUUGUUUCAACUGUGAUGGGGAACAUAACCUAAGUGAAUGUCCUCAACCCAAAGACUUUAACAAAAUUGGUGCCAAUCGCAGAAAAUUCCAAGACAGUAAAGUGAACUCUGUGCCAAAGCUAAGUCUUUCCAAAAAUUAUUCUGAUUUCGAAGACGAUCCUAGAUUCCAGAAGUUUAAACCCGGUCAAAUAAGCAAUGAGCUUUAUUCGGCUAUGGGUAUUACUCCAUCGCAGCUACCCUUAUACAUAUAUAAAAUGCGGGUAUUGGGGUACCCACCUGGCUGGCUGGUCAGGGCCAAGAAAGGGUACUCCUCAGGGAUCGUUAUCUUUGAUAAAGAUGGCCGCGAGACCAACCUGAAAGGAGAGACUUUAGAAGACGGAGAGCUCAAUGCUGAUAGAGAAAAGGAAGAAGAUGUAGAAUUAGAGAAGAUUAUCGAGUAUCCAGGAUUUACCGUUCCACCUGCUGAGGAGGUCCAUGAUGACCACGAGCGUUUGAACAUGCCACCCUUGCAACCACAUCAGUUAAAAUUAACAUUGGAACGGCAUGUCAGCGUCAAGGAGGAGUUCAAGAAACGAAAAGCAGAAGAAGAGGCAGAAAUGGAGAAAAAACGAAUCUGCAUCAUCAAUAAGGAAGCAGACAUGGAGAUGAGUGAUGAUGAUGAUGAAACUUCAGGGAAUGAUUCAGACUUCAGACCACCCCUGCCAGUAGACACGCCCCCUGGAAAACCACCCUAUCCAACGGGAACAUCCCCAAUUACACCUACCAAUGGAUCAAAGAAGAAUCUCUACCAUCCCACACCAGCUAACCUGACUCCGCCUCAUUUCGGGGCUGGUGGACCACCCUUGCCGGAUUACACCCCUCCAGCAAGACCACCUCUUCCCGAAGGAACACCCCCACCAACUCCCCCUGUUCUCAAUCAACGAGGCAUAUCAGCAGGUUCUGGCAGAAGCGACAGCCCAACUUUCGAGUCACUUCAAAACAAAUAUGAAGACAUACUGAAACAGCUGAACGAAGACAGUUCCUCCCAAUCAGACUCUGAUGUCAAAAUCAUCGAAAAUCCUGACGAAGAUUCCGAUGCGUCUGUUAUAUUUGUUCCGGAACUUGAAAACCAGGAAUCGAAUGUGUCUGAAGUUUCUGCAUCUGAUGUUUCUGUUAGAACUUUAUCCCGAGCUAGCAGCACCUUGUCUAUUCAGUCAUUGGACGAUUCCGUAAUGUCCAGAGGGAGUUCAAAGGUGAAAGUGUAUGGAACGCCCAUUUUGGAAUCAUCUACUACAGAAACGGCGCUGCCAUCGUCAGAAAACUUCAAAGUUGGAACCGAAGAACAUUUAAUGUUUGAGAAUUUGCCUGGUGCCACUGGAACUUUCUCGAAAAUGAGGAAACUAUUGGACAAAAUAAAAACCAAAAUUAAGAAGUGA
Molecule: messenger RNA, 2164 nt
Organism: Lottia gigantea (owl limpet)
Lineage: Eukaryota; Metazoa; Mollusca; Gastropoda; Lottiidae
Exons: 3
Coding region: 545-2164 (539 amino acids)
Cellular component (GO): catalytic step 2 spliceosome
Molecular function (GO): RNA binding
Source: RefSeq, a predicted model, not a curated record